Molecule: messenger RNA, 1596 nt
Organism: Enterobius vermicularis (human pinworm)
Lineage: Eukaryota; Metazoa; Nematoda; Chromadorea; Rhabditida; Oxyuridae
Source: the annotation of a GenBank genome assembly
AUGGUGACUAACGUUCAGUUAGUUUUAGCAUCAUUAACACUCUUACCAUUUAUCGUACCCUACAAAAUACUAUCAUAUUCACCACAGUUUUCGCUGAGCCAUGUCAAGUUCGCUGGAAAUAUCGCUGAUUUUUUGGUUCAAGCAGGUCACAAUGUGACCAUACUGAUGCCAAAAGCUUCACCAACUGUUAAUAUAACUGGAACAAAGUAUGCUAAAGUAAUCUUUAUACCCGCAGCUGAGGAAACUGCAAAAACCUCUUCAACAAUACUUCCACUAACUCUUCAAAAAGGUAACUCGUUUCAGAGAAGCAAAGAUUUGGAAAAAGCGUUUGCUACAAACUGCAAAAAAAUCCUCGAACAAGAACAACUGCUAGAAGUACUGAAAAACGAAAAGUUCGACGUACUUUUAACAGAAUUAUUUGACGCCUGCGCUUUUGUUCUCAAAAUUCCCGCUCAUAUUAUCAACUGCGCAUCAUCCCUAAUGGACAAUGUCGCCAGCCUUGUCGGCGUACCACUCUUCCCCAGCUAUGUACCAUCUACACUAUCCUCAUUUACGGAUCAGAUGAGUUACAUGGAGCGAUUCGUAAACCUUGUAAUGACAGAGACAUCGAAAUACUUUUUUAACAGAAUUCUAUUCGCGGAAGAAAAAUUAUUCAAAGAACAUUAUGGAGAGCAUUUCCCUGAUCUUCGCUUCUUCAUCUUAAAAAGCAAAAUAUUUUUACAGGACGUUAUAGCACAAACCACCUUCGUUCUAACGAAUGCUGAGCCACUAAUAGACUUCCCUAGACCAGUUACCCACAAAGUUGUUGAAAUUGCUGGCUUAAGCUACCCACAAGUGAAGCCACUGAAUGAAGUACACCUCUUACUGUUCUAUAAAGAAUGGGAGAAGAUACUGUCAACAAGAAACAAAGCAGUACUUGUUUCAUUUGGCUCAAAUAUUCAAAGCUGCGAUAUGCCUGGAAGUCUCAAAAAAAUCUUCCUCGAUUUGUUUUUAUCGUUUCCAGAUGUUACUUUCAUUUGGAAAUAUGAAGUUGACGAUUUACCGCUUGACAAAUACAAAAACCUAGUUACUUCUAAGUGGUUACCUCAAAACGACAUAUUAGGUGAAUCUUUUGUCACCCAUGGCGGAAUGAACAGUAUUGUGGAAACGAUAAGUAUUGGAAAGCCUAUGGUUGUUGUUCCGAUAUUUGGCGACCAGUUUCGCAACGGGAAAAUGAUAGAGCGUUACGGUACGGGGCUUGUUGUUUCCAGAUAUGAUGAUGGAGGCCGUCUUUUUCAAGCCUUAAAAGAAAUCCUUGACAAUAAAAGCGUCAGUGCAUUUCCAAAUAUCGCCCAAAAGUUAGCUAAAAUGAUUAGGAAAAAGCCGACAUCUUCAAAGAUGUUAUUGAUCAAACACGUUGAGUUCGCUGCUGAAUUUGGUCGUCUACCUUUGUGGGAUCCUGUAGGUAGAACAAUGCCUUUCUAUAAACUUUAUCUUCUCGAUAUUUUAAUUCCAUUAAUUCUAGUGUUAUUAUCGCUUUCUGCAGCACUAUUCUUCUCUCUCUAUAAAGUUAUCAGAAAGCUGUUUAGUACAGGCAGGAAAGCGAAAUCUGAGUAG